This is a messenger RNA of Gongylonema pulchrum, 1281 nucleotides long. The record is from the annotation of a GenBank genome assembly. Lineage: Eukaryota; Metazoa; Nematoda; Chromadorea; Rhabditida; Gongylonematidae.
AUGGACGAGCAAUCGGACCAAGAAGACUCACUGCAUGCGCUCGAAGCAGACACUGGAGGAUCUGUGACUGGAACGAAUUCUGUGCUGGAAAGGCUACGGGAAAAACUGGAACGUAGAGAAACAACAAUUGAAAAUUUACGACAGAAAGUUGAUAUGAUGCAGCGUAGCAUGGCUGCACAACGCGAGGAAAUCAACCGCUUGAAAAACCUUCAAAACAGUCAGGGCUUGCAAAAUCCGCGAAUUUCAUUGCCAUUUGAGCUGAUAAAAAUGAUCUUCUACCUGUGCGAUGCUCGAACACGAUGUCGCGUUUGCUGCAUCAACAAAAGCAAUGUGAAAACUUUACUGGUGGAAUCAUCAACAAUGCGACUUCUUGAUCGUUGCAACAAAAUUCCUCUCGAAGAGGGCUUCUUCGCGCUGCUACGUAAAUUGGAAACCGUAAAACUGUGCAGCAUCCGAGAUAAUCUGAGCCUUCUUUACACGCUAAGUGAUUUCUUGAUGCUGCCAAAUCUUCGUACUCUACAUAUUCGUGAGUCAUUGGCCCCGUUCGAGGUACCACCGUUGGAUCAGAUUUGCGCUCCAAUCCAAGAUCUUCGUAUCUGUACCCAUCGAAUUCGUGCUCGUCACCUGUUGGCAAUAUGCCGUGCUCUCGCUACUACAGUACGACGCCUUGAACUACUGCUUACAGUAAUCGUACCGGAAGGAGCUGGCACAGCUGAAAAUCGUACUGCAGCAGUGGUUGAAAUUGCUGAAGCAAUGACUAGUAUGGAGAAACUGAGUCAUUUGACGCUUGCAAGAACUUUCCUCAAGGCCUCAACCACUGAGCGGGUACUUUCGCUUCUAAAAAUGUUCCAUUCACUGAAUACGAUAACAUUCGAAGCAUUCAGUCUCGCGGAUGUCGUGCAGCUGGCCAAUGUCCAUCUCCUGCCGACGACAAAACGCGUCAUAAUAACGGAAUCAGUGAGAAUCGGCCCAUCCUGGUAUCCGCUUUCCGGUCCGCUGGAGUUUUUUGAUGUCUUCAACGACGAAAGAAUGCCGGUUUUGAACGAGGUAUGCCGAAGAAUACAACGCGAACUUACGUUGCAAUUCGGACGUUUACGUGGUUUUGGUCCCGCAACAGUGAGCCUUCAGUUAGGACUAGUCCGAGUUUUAGCCAACAAAAUGUCUCCAUUACGAACUGGAAUCCGAAAAGGAGAUUAUCGUGUUUUCCUCUGGAAAGGACGCAUCCUUACUCGCAGUGAAUACCUGAAAAUGAACUUAAUCGAUACCGAUGGAUUACCGUAA